This is a messenger RNA of Meleagris gallopavo (turkey), 7887 nucleotides long. It is a transcript of the gene RNF169, whose product is annotated as ring finger protein 169. Lineage: Eukaryota; Metazoa; Chordata; Aves; Galliformes; Phasianidae. The record is from RefSeq and is a predicted model, not a curated record. Gene Ontology annotation, cellular component: site of double-strand break; nucleus. Gene Ontology annotation, biological process: double-strand break repair. Gene Ontology annotation, molecular function: ubiquitin-protein transferase activity; nucleosome binding.
AGCAGGGGGUUGGAGCUGGGUGAGCACUGUGCUCCUUUGCAACCCAGGCCGUUCUAUUACUCUAUGAUAAAGGUGAGAAUGUGCAUGAUUAUGGCAAGGCUGUGCCUUCAGGGGCAGUGCUUUGAGCCUCACUCUUCUCCUGUGCUGCAGUCAUCCAUGAUACUUAAAUUCUUUCUGAUCUACCAUUGAAAUCAGUAAUGAAGAGAAUUCUUAGGGCCAGCCCUAAACCAGUCCUAGAGACUGUGUGGGAGGCUGUCCUGGCACGGCACUUGGUCAUUAUCUCUUGAAAAACACUUUUUCAGCGGAUGGUGCAUCAUCCUUCUGAGUAAUGGUUAUACCCAGACUAGCUUGGUAUGGGGUUUUGUGUGAUUCUGAACGGAAAAGGCAAAGCCUUUUUGUUACUUGUAUGCUGGGAUCAAGAUUAUCCUAUACCCAGCUAUCACAGAAGCUGGAAGCCAAGCUGGGAAAAGCCACUCGAGGAAACCUCGUGUGACAUGCCUGCCUCCCAGCCUGCUCUUCUUUAUCCACAGAGGUGUGAAGCCAGUAUUUAAGUUCUUUGCACCAUGCUGGAUUCCUGACCUCUCGUUUUCCUGUUUUGUUUCUUUAUACAUUUCUGUGCAGAGUGAGAUGUUGUCAGCAAUAGCAUAGUACGUGUAUGAAGGCUGCUCUGAAGUACACACAUCCCCCCUAAUGCUGCCAGUCCCUUAAUUUUCUCAAUAAAGAAAAAGAGUGGAUAUCUCCACGUCUACAGCAGGUGGAAAAAUACCACUCAACCUUGGGAGAUGUCCUCCUAUCAUUACUUGUUUACCCCUUGCCCCCUAAUUAUCUCACCAGAGAUGGAGGUGAGAUUGAAUUAACACGAGUUGUUCAUAUACAGUGGUCGGGACAGGAAAGAGAGGGAAGUCUUCCCUAAAUAUUCCUUUCUGUGUCCUCAUAAAGCUGUUUAUGAUAUAUAUGAAGCGUUCCACUGACUUAUCUUUGCAUAAUUACUUAAUAAACCACUUUGAGUGAGUUAAUUAUUCCCAUCAGAAACCUGUUUCCAAACCUCUCUGCAUUCACGGCCAGAAAACUUGCUCUGUGUUUCAAAAGCAUCAAGAUCUCAUUCCACAAAGCAGAACACCGACUGCUGGAAGUGGGAACAAAAAGCUGUGAAAAAUCUCAAGAUUCUGAUUGUCUCUGCUAGGAGCAAAGGGAAAAAGGAGGUGGCAGACAUUCCUGUGAGCAUCUGUGCAAGCAGCAGAGCCCAUGGAAUCACAGAAUUGUAGAAGCAGAUGAGUUGGAAGGGACAUCUAAAGGUCACCUAGACAGGAGCUUUGGCCGCAGGACAAGGAACCGAAGGCUUUCUGCACUGAGCUGACUGUUUUAGCAUCUUUAUAUUCCAUCUGCAUGGAAUAUUCUCCAAGUGCUGCUCAGGAGUGCAGAUGAGCAGUGCCUGGCUGCAGUGCCAACUUUGGAGGGCUAAAAUCGGGAAGAUUAGAAAAUAGAAAGUGUGUUGUCCUGUCACAUGGUGCAAGAACCCAUUGUAUUUUUGUGAUUGAGCACAACAGGAUGGAAGCCCUGUCUGCAAGCAUGGAGGAGCAGAUGCUGAUGUUGACUUGUGGUUUUGGUGUGAAUAACAUCCUCAAAGCAAAGCCCACAUCCCUGUGCCAGCCUUUUCCUGCAGCCCUUCACUCAGAGGCCAUCCCUGUUCCUCUGCAGCUCCCUCAGGAGAAGAACCAGGCAGGAAUUCUGUUGCCAAACCAAACAAGAGGCAUUUGCUUGAGUCUCACACAUUGCCAUCGUUCUGCUUGGCAGCACGUAGGGCAGCAUCGAGCCAGCACCUCCAGCUGGGAUUAAUGGUGGCACCCAAAAUUAGGAUGUGAUGAAGCAGAGGUGUGGAACACACUGUGGGUAUUUCUGGGGACAAGGAGGAUGUAGGAUUGAAGGUCCAGGGGAGCAGAGAUGCGCUCAGCAUGCCCCACUGAUAAUGGGGCAUUCUUUCUGCAUUUCUAAAAACAAGAGUUAGGAAUAUGGGCUCUCUGUGGGUUUUUUAUGUCUCUAUGAGAGAAACCAGUUAUGCAUAGUGAUGCUGGACCUGGAAUUGCCCCCACCUGGAUGCGUUAUCUAAACCAGCAGAACUUCAUAAGCGUCUCAUCAUUUAGGAUCUCUUCUGGCUUGCUGAACUGAAGCAAGUGAUGGAACUAUUGCUACGGCUCGCUCGUCUCCCCUGGGUUAACCCACACGCUUUUAUGACUCUGGAGGGAGGAAACACCUUUUUAGCAGGGAGGAUAAGAUCUGAAGCCAACCUAAAGCACCCAGCAGGAGGUGGUGGUUGCUGCAGGCACACUGCAGAUGGAAAUUCAACCUGAUGACGUGCACAGGGAGCUCAAGGAUGUGAUCAGCACGACUGGUGGCCGCCUUCUCGUGUGGGCACAGAGCCGUCAUCGCACAUGGUGGCACCAGCGUGGCACUUUCCUUUAUGGCGUGAGCUCUUGCAAGAGGGAAUGGAAGCUGUUUCAAAGACAAAGCAGACUGUUAGUCUGUACUCCACCGCAAGAGAUUUUAUAUUCAGAGCACCCAUCAAGUUAAGCAAACCGGGGGAACUUCGAGAAGAAUAUGAAAGCCAGCUAAGGAAGCUGAGAGAAGAAAAGGUACAAGAAGAAAAAGCUUCUGAGGACCUGAUUCACAAGCUCAUGCUAGAUGACGUGGAAGUAGGAAAACGAAAAAUGGAAGAACAGCAGAAAAAAGAUGAGUCUCUCGUGCUCAAAGUGAACCAAGAGUGUUUUCCUGAACGUCUCUCGGAUUCAGAAAAUGAAGAACCGUUCCAAGGCAAACAAACACAUCGGUCAGCAUUUGUUUCCAAGACCAGUGCCUACUCCUUCGCUUUCCUUUCAGGGAACCUAACCUGCAAGGUGGAAAGGAGUCGGAGCUGCAAUGACACUAUCCAGGAGAGAUCAAAGAGCAGGCAGAGAUCAGCCCCAGUCAACAAAACAAAGGUCCCACCCAUCACCAGCGCAUCAACACCUCUGCUGGGAGUUCUCUCCUCCACCCAGAACAACCGCUGCCUCUCUGCUCCGGACCUGACGGCGGAGAAGCGCCCACUCCUCAACCCCGCGUCGUCUCUCUCAGCCCUGCACAGACCAGAGCGAUCCAUCAGCCCCGAGAGCAAUGACAGCAUCUCAGAAGAGCUCAACCACUUCAAGCCCAUCGUCUGCUCGCCGUGCACACCUCCCAAGAGGCUUCCUGAUGGCCGUGUCCUCAGCCCUCUCAUCAUAAAAUCCACUCCGAGGAACCUCAGCCGGAGCCUGCAGAAACCGACCACCUACGAGGCCAGCCCCAGAAUACUGAAAAAAUGGGAGCAGAUCUUUCAGGAGCGCCAGAUUAAAAAGACUCUCUCUAAAGCAACCCUUACGUCGUUGGCUUCGGAACCCGGGGAGGACGUUACACUUCCUGACAUCACCCAUAAGGAACAUUCCCAGAUUCAGGAUGAUCAGCUGCUGCCAGAUGCGACAGGAGACCCUCACCCUGAGCUGGAUUUCCUUCCUUCUAUCAGCGAGAUGAAGAGAGGGAGCGAGAGGAACAGGGAUUCCCAGGCCUUAACAGCAGAUAACAGUGCUGAAACAGAGGUGCGAUUGAACGCAGCCCCAUUGCAUGCACGCGUGUCCGAAGCCCCUGACGUCAAAGCCAACGUGUUCACGGACAAAUCCUGUCUUAAUCUCGGCCCCAAAGUGCUGAGCAGAAGGGUGAUGGGGGUGCCAGACAGCAGCACUCUGGGGGUCCUGUCGGGGAAGAAGCAGCUGAAAUGCCUGAACAACAGCGAGCUGAUCAACGUGCAGAACAACACCUGCAACUCCGUCGAGAACAUCAUCAGUGAACAGCCGCCAGCCUUACGACGGGGACGGAAGAGACGCUGCAAAACAAAGCACUUGGAGCACAACGGCUCCGUCAAAAGACUGAGGCACACAGCAGGGGAGCCGGGCUUGGAGGAGCGCCUGGUGCGGGAGGUGGAGCAGAAGCUGCAGCAGGAGGAGGAGGACAGGAGGUUGGCCCUGCACCUGCAGCGCAUCUUCGACAGCGAGAACAGGACAGUGGAUAGGCGGAAAGUCAGGGUGGAUCGGUACCUGCUGCGGUCGAAGAGCACUCUGGGUGCCAAGUAGCACUGGUGGACGAUAUUGCCUUUCUAGAGGACGAUGAGGUUUAUCAAAUUAUCUUAUAGGAAAGCUAUUUUUUGUCAUACUUCAACCCACGCUGUCGUUUUUCAUUUUGGUGAUAAGACAUUCGAGGUCCAGUUCAGAGAGAAGCCAGAGUCCUUCCAGAUUUAAAAAAAAGAGGAAAAGUUCCUCCAGCCUGGCUGGUCCAUUGGUCUGAGAGAGGUCUGGCAUCCUGUGAAUGCACUGCAGUGCAGCUGGUGGUUGUUCUGGCUGGAAGGGUUGGUUGCACAGGCAGCCUGGGUCCUGGGCACCCUGCUCCCUGCUGAGUGGGACUCAGAGGUCCCUUCCAGCCUCAACUGUUCCAUGGUGGACCUCAUCCAUUCAUUGCCAUGUCCAUGUUCCACAAGAAAUCGGAGCUCUGCUUGCAGAGGAAACCAGGCUGGUCCCAUCCUGGGAUUUGCAGGAGGGAUCAGGGGAUCCACCUGCAGUGCUGACCAAUGAAUGUAUCUCGCUGGCUGCACCAGCAGUGCAGAUCAGAGGUUGUCUUCUACAAGUAGAAGGCCAAAUGCAGUGGGAAAAAAAAGUUGUAAAAUCAGGUUUUUAUAGAAAAGCAUUAUAGGAACUUGUACGUUCAUGUUAAUGAUGGGGCAGAGAGCAUCUGGGAGCCGUCCUCCAGGCACUGCGACCCAAGGAACAAUGCAGCUUUUCUCCCAGGGUCUCACCUCCCUUCUAAAUGUUGAAGCCCAGAAAAGGAAAUGCUGCCCUGAUGUUGGGAAGAAGGGGGGAAGGCACUGUGGGCUCUGGGCAGGUGCAGUGCAGGGAGCGUGGCUGGCCUCUCCCAGCACUCAGUGAGUGCAGAAUGGAUGGAAUGGGAGCCCAGUACUCCUGCCAUGGAGUGCAGGGGGUACAAGCCACCUUCCCCACUGCUUAACCACUAACAGCUCAGGUGAGCAAUGUGCUGCACGAACCUUCUUUAAGGUAUAAGGGCACGGGGCUGCCGGGGGCUGGGGGAGCUGUUGGGCUUGGUGGGGUAGAGUUGUGCCUUUGGUGACAGCCACACUUGGGGCUUUCCUACCUUUCCCCUCUCUUCCCUAUCAUCCAAAGUGAUCCUUGGGUUCUUGUGAGGAACUGGGCUCAGGAAGAAUCAGCUUCAUCUACGGGUGCUGCUUUGCAGUGCGUUUGGGGGAACACCGGUGCCAGGGGACGAGUUUUGCAGGAUGGACCUGAAGCAUGGGACAGCUCGCUGUGACCAAUCCCAGACAAUUGUCGUUGCCCAAAUUCCUCCUAUCUAAAAAACAGCUGAAUGUCUUCCUCUUUAAAAACAAAAAGAAAAAAAGGAACUGAUUUUAUUUUUCUCUUCCAUGUCCUUGUGUGACUGCAAGGACCCUGGCGCUUUUUCCUAAUGGAACUGGAUUUCUUUUUUUUAAAGAAAACUUAUAUUUUAAUGGAUAAAAUUUAUAUAUUUUAAAUACUAUAUUUCAACAGAUUGACACUUUUUGUUUUGAGAAAGCUUAUAGCAGUGAUUCCGUAAUAUAUAGAUCUGUAUCCGUAUCUCCUUCACACACCAACUGGAUGCUCCCUGAUCUCUGGGACCAUCCCUGCUCCCUCACAGCUCUUUGGACUCAAGUCAUGUAUUGAAUCGGGAGAAAACUGAGCAAUUGGAGCCCCAAUUUGACCUAGAAGAGUGAUGUGGAGAUCAGCAGCAACAGCCUGAAUUUGCCCUCUGCACUGGUUUCUACAGAAUAAGCUCAGGAUGGAAACUCACAGUGAUUUUUUUUCUCCUCCCAUGAGUUAAAUUUGCUUGUUAAUUUUACAUCUUGUCGCUGCCUCUUGCUCGUGGUUAAUCCUGGAACCCUGAACAGUUUCCUCCUUUCUCUUUUCUGGUUCUCAGCACUCUUGAAGCAAAUGUGCACACCAAAACUCACAUUUCCGUGGGGUUUCCACACUGAAUGUAUCCUUUCUUUCCCCUCUUAAGAACGAUUAUGGAGCCCAAUGCACCAGGCCAGUGUCUUCUUAAAUAUCUUUUUUUUUUAAAGACGAGUUACAUAAAUAUUUAUGUAUUAAAUAUAUGGCUUCGGCAGCAGCUGGCUCCCUUAAAACCCAGCCCCACCUGCGCUGGGAUGGAAGGAGACCUCCAAAUGUUGUCUGUAGCUUGCACAAAAAGGAGUGGUAUAUCAUUUCACUGACAAGAGCAGAAAUCCUCGGCCUCCCCUGCUGUAAUGCAGGUGGUGGCCACAAACAAUGACAUCGGAGAAGCGGAAUACCUCUUGCUGAGCACUGGGUGCAGCACAGGAUCUGCAGAGGCCCUGAGAUGGAACCAACCAUUGGUUUGCACCUCCUGGAAAGCAGCUCAUGACCCUCAUCCUUCCUGCAGUCACCUCUUCUGGGGGACCGGGGGAAGCCCACAGGCCAGCACUGGCUCCUGGUUGUUCCCCCACCAUGUCCCACCAUCCUGCACAUCCCUAGGAGUGGGAUGCCAUCACCCGGCGACCAAAUCUGCCAAAGAUGCUGCCUGACUCUGCAAAGCAGCUCGGACACUUUGGAGCCCUCUGCAUGGGAUCAGAUGUACAGAACGGUUCGUGCUCGGAGUCGGUGAGAAGAGAGAAACGAAGGAAAAGUGCCAAAAGAAAGGAUGAUGCAAGAUGACUGUAUGAUGAUGUUCUAUAUUGUCAGUAUUUUUCUUCCAAUGCUAUUGUACAUGCAGUGCACAGUAGUCACGAAGUAUUGCUCGAACAAGUGCUUCUUUGUAUUGUAUCAAUGAGAGUAAAGAGGAGGUAGAAGCCUUAAAGACUAUCGCCGACAUUAAUCUGAAGCCUUCAGUGCUGCUCCGGGGGCAGCGGCCCCACAGGGCUCCCAGCUCCUCGCCAUCUCCUGACCCUACAGAACCCAUCCCCCAGCAUCCCUAACAGGGAUCCCACUGGAAACGAUCCCACAGGAAAACCAGGGCCCACCAAGGAUUGUUUCUGUAUCACCACGAUGGUCUGGGAUGUAACCACGUUGAUGUCAGAUGUCACCAUGACCGUUGGGAUGUGACAGUGUAGGAUGUCACUGACUGUUUGGGACGUCACCAUGACAGUCUGGGAUGUAAUCAUGACAGUGCGGGAUGUCACCAUGACAGAGCUGCGGGGCAUUUCCUGGAGCACUGCUCAGUGCACCAACUCAGCACUGGAGCCAUCUCCAUGCGCAGUGCAAUUCUGACGCAAACUUUUAUCUUCCCUCUAUCUUCAGAGCACGGCAACACAUCAGAACAGCCCUAGAACUAGCUACUCACUAUGCAAACAGGAAAAUCUUCAACUGAUGACAAAAGGUUUCAUGUAUGCCUGGUUUUCUUGGUGUUUACUGUCGAACUGUUUGAAACAAAUAUCGAUGUUGCUACACUUUUUCCAAUACGCUUUAAAUCGUUGUGCUUUAGUGUUCUCCUCCGCUGCCAUCGGAGCACCGGUGCGGUGAGAGACUACGGUCAUUUUGGAUCUCAGCUGAACCACUGUGGCUUCAUCUGAAUGUUUUAAAAGCGAUGGAAGUUGCUCAGAGACUGCUGACUUGCAUGUGUAAAUGUGUGGGUAAAUGACAUGCAGAGUCCGUCAUGUUGUGGCUUCUGUCGUUUGGAACAGAGUAAAUCCUGCUUGUGAAAAAUUGUCACAAAACAGAAACAUGCCAACCGUGUACAAAUCCUGUAUACAUUUUAACAGCAUCGAGGACUUUAACUGCAGGACAAAGGCCAAGGUUAAAGCAGAAUAAAACCAGGUUCUGACAGUGA